Tigriopus californicus is the source of this 2143-nucleotide messenger RNA. It is a transcript of the gene fuss, whose product is annotated as SKI family transcriptional corepressor 1 homolog-B-like. NCBI's taxonomy places the organism in Eukaryota, Metazoa, Arthropoda, Copepoda, Harpacticoida, Harpacticidae. Gene Ontology annotation, biological process: negative regulation of BMP signaling pathway; negative regulation of transcription by RNA polymerase II. Gene Ontology annotation, cellular component: nucleus; transcription regulator complex. Gene Ontology annotation, molecular function: SMAD binding; RNA polymerase II cis-regulatory region sequence-specific DNA binding; DNA-binding transcription factor activity, RNA polymerase II-specific. The record is from RefSeq and is a predicted model, not a curated record.
UUCCUUCAAGUAUCAGGAAAUGUUCCAAACUGGCUUGCCACGGAUCAGAUCUGAUUGGACGAGACCGUCGAGGCCCCUCCCCAAGUUUCAGCGCUCGUGUUCCAAAAGAGUGGAAGAUUGUUCCAUGGAAUGGGUUACUCGGCAGUGGUUUGGAAAUCCUCGUGGAACGUCAUUGAAAGAAGAGAAGCUAACACUGUUUUGGUUUAUGGAAGACUUGCCCCGCUUAACUUGUCGUGGCAGCAAUGCAAAGUGCCUCCGAUUUUAAAGACAAUUUCCACUAUUGUCGAUCUGAUUCGCCGUUUAUCACAUAUCCAUAUCCUCUGGUCAAAAGUGAAGAUUCUAAUCGGAAUAAAAUGAAACCCAAUCAGGUGGGUACAGUUUACCUUUAUGGGAUUCGUAUCGUGUCUCUUUCCAUGGACGGCAAAGAGCGAUUGUGUUUGGCUCAGAUAUCCAACACUUUACUCAAGGAAUACUCAUACAAUGAAAUCCAUAACCGUCGAGUGGCAUUAGGCAUCACAUGCGUCCAAUGUACACCUGUCCAGUUGGAGAUCUUACGACGAGCUGGGGCCAUGCCAAUUUCGUCUCGGAGAUGCGGAAUGAUCACCAAAAGAGAGGCUGAGAGGCUCUGCAAGAGUUUCUUGGGGGAUAAUUCCCCGCCCAAGCUACCCGAAAAUUUCGCUUUCGAGGUUUUCCAUGAGUGUGCGUGGGGUUGUCGAGGUCAAUUUGUCCCCGCCAGAUACAACUCGUCCCGAGCCAAGUGCAUCAAAUGUCACAUCUGUGGCGUGUUCUUCUCGCCCAAUAAGUUCGUGUUCCAUUCCCAUCGUUUGGCAGAGAGCGACAAGUACGUGCAACCCGAUGCCGCCAACUUCAACUCUUGGCGGAGACAUACUAAACUCCUUGGAGAUCCACCAGAGGAAAUUGUUUAUGCUUGGGAGGACAUUAAGGCCAUGUUUAAUGGAGGUACAAGAAAGAGGAUGCUGUCGAGUGGGUCUCACAUGGGACAUGGAUCAACAAGUUCCUCGUCCAUAAUUGAUCACUCUCGCCACCACAACAACUUUGCCAAGGAAAUGAAGUUGGAAUCUGAGUUCAAGCAGAAGAACGCCAUUGCUGACAAUCCGGGUGGCAACCCUUUUCAGCCGUCAGAUUUGGGGCUCUUUGGCACCCCUGUUCCUCCUCCUUUCCCGUAUUUCCCGCCUUUUCCUACAUUGGACUCGAUUGGCCUCGUGAAUGGAGUAGGCGGUUUCCCAAAUACGGACAACAAAGCCAAAGCCAAUGAGGUCAAAACCUCAGGAUCUGAAGUGGUCUGGCCACCCCAUGGAGGUCCUUCCAGACCAGCAUACCCUGGAAGUUGGUCUCCAUUUCCAUAUCCCUUUUUAUGGUCAAAAAAUCCGUUCCUAACUCACGGACAGCCAACACACUUUGAAGAGAAAGUUGGACACAAAUCGGAAGAAUCAGCUUUUGAUUUGAACCAUUGGUUAGAGCAACGAAGGCAUCUUUCUGACGAGCUUGGAAUGUCACGAUCAGUGGCCGUGGCCGUAGCCGCAGCCGCAUCAGCGGCCUGUGUUGGAAACUGGUUGUGCGGAAGUUUCUACUACUGUGGAUCGAGAUGAUCCAAUUCUGAUCGAGAGGGAAACGAAUAACAAUCACAAGCGCAGGAGCUUCGCAAAUGCUUCAGACUCUUCCAACUCCGGAGGGAUUCCCACGGAUCAUGAUUUGGACACGACUUCAUUUCAAGACGAACCUGACAUUAUCGAGGUCAACGAUGAGCCACCAAUGGCAUCACUUAUCAGCAAACCCAAGUCGGAGCCUCAGGAUUUUUCCAUCGUCAAGAUCGUUUCCAACUGAAGAGACUCAUUCCCAUCUUAAUGUUCCAGCUAUUAGUGCAAUCCUAAUUCAUGUUAUCGAUAUCAAAGAUCACGAAUAAAGUUGUCAAACCAUUCGCAUUCUUCCCUUGUGUUCUAGCUAACACAUGCAGGACUCAUGUCAGAGGAUCUCCCUUGAGACCUGGAACUGAACAGAUGUCUCUUGUCAUUCCACCACUUUUAUUCCUGUCCUUGAGCCCUCAACAGUACUCAACUACGUGACUUGGGGUAAUCAUCUGCCUUCCUUCUGUCUGUCCCGACUCCACUAUUCUAAACUAGGU